Mycena citricolor is the source of this 2708-nucleotide messenger RNA. Lineage: Eukaryota; Fungi; Basidiomycota; Agaricomycetes; Agaricales; Mycenaceae. The record is from the annotation of a GenBank genome assembly.
AUCCAGCUUCCCUCUCGCCAUGGCAGUCGACAUAUCGCACAGUGUGAAUCCUGACCAGGCGACGUUCCUUGGGUUUGGACUGGAAGGCAUAUUCUACGGAAUCCACAUUCUUUUGUUCGGCGUCGCAACUGUUCUCUUUUCGUCUCGAGGGGCAUUGAAGCAUCAGAGUGCCCGGCCGAUUCUCAUCGCGACUUGGAUCCUGUUUGCGCUGUGCACUCUGCACUUUUCCCUGAACUUCCAGAAUGUCUACGUAUCUACCGUGAGCGUUGGAUGCCAUAUGGGGUGAGCGGGCAUCUGAUCCUGCGCCGUAGAUGGUCAAUUUCCGCCCACAUGUUUCGGCAGAAACACCCCGGCUGGUCGCUGCGGACGCAUCGUUCAUUCUGGCUGAUUUCUUUGGACAACUUGUGUUGAUCUAUCGUUGCUAUCUUGUCUGGGCCAACAACAUCUGGGUUGUCAUUCUCCCCUUUUUGAUCGCCUUGGGCUCUGUCUCGUGUGGAAUGGCAGUGACGGGGAUAGUUCAGAGCCUCAGUCCAACAGCGACGCAGGUUCCCACCGCACUCGUCCCCAUGGGCGAUGCGACGUUUUCGCUGUCCAUUAUCUGCAAUUUCAUCACCACAGGUCUGAUUGUGGGCCGCCUGUGGUGGAUGACCCGGGGGAUGGACUCAAACAUCGGCGGAAAGGCGCAGACCCUCGCCCAAAAAGCGUCCGGCAUCAUCGUCGAGUCGGGCAUGCUGUUCUUCCUCACGCAAUUUGUUUUCAUCGUCCUGUUCGCCAUUGCGCAUCCGGCUCAGGCGAUCAUGGAACCUAUAGCAAUCCAAGUCUAUGGCAUCUGUCCGCUGCUGAUCGUGGUCAGAGUCGGCCUCGGAAUGUCAUACGAGCAGACCAUAGCUACCUCCACUCGAGGGCAUACUUCUGGCAGGAUCGAAACGAGCUCCGAGAUUGAUUUCACAGGCGGCAAGCUUCGUGGUCAAUCACGAACGAAAGUCAAUACUGCCAAUACCGACACCGACUACGAAAUGAGCCAUUCGUUCUCAAAGAGGAGUCUUAACAGUGGCACCGAGACUGCUUGAGACGCUCUCCGCUCAUCCGAUUUAUUCAGUAUUUCCUUGGGAGUCCACUAAUAUAUAUAUGUGCUAGCCUCACAUUGUAAAUGUAACUCGAUGGAACCAAUACUCUUGGAAGCGUUCAAUUAGUCUGCUUUGGUAGACCGGGGAUUUGUGUUGUGAGUGAUCAGGUCAACGUUAUAUAUUUACAGCGGCUACAUGUGGGGGAAAACGCACAGAGUACAUUAUUAUCACAACAAGAGCCUACGGAUUUAGGCAUCCUUGUCCCGUGCCCUCCUAAUCUCCUCCAAGAUACUCGUCACACCGUUGACGUCACCGAUACUCGCCUUCCCCGCCUUCCAGUCAACGACGACAGGCCACUUGAGCGCAUCAGGUACGUCUCGUCCGAGUUUGGACACUUCGGACAAGUCGGCAUGAGUGGAUGACGUCGAUGACGGAUGAGCGGAGAGGAACACGGAGGCGGCGGGCACGUCGGUUUUGGUGGGGAGGAACGAAAGGAUCGUCUUGAGUUGAUCGGAGGUCGGUGCGCCCUCAACGACGUCGAGUUUGAAUUCGAGCGGUUUGGAAGAGGUACCAGGAGGAUAAGGUGCGGACAGCGCGGAGCGGAGGAGGGUGAGGGCCUGAGGCAUGCAUAUCAGCAAUGUUGCUUGCUUGCGAGCUAGUUUCCUUGCCUUGUUGGAGGGCGGAGACUUUGCGUUGUGACUGCACGGCCAUGAUCGCUUCAGCACCUCAAUCUGUCGGGCUUUCGAAUCACCUACAAAAUCGAGAUCUCUGGCUGUACGAAAGUCAGUAGUUGAGCGGAGAGUAGGCGCAGUGCGUACAAUAAUGCGUGUCCAGCCACCAAACAUGUCUGGCGAUGUAAGUAGUAGCAAAAGAGAGGAAGUGGCGACUCGGAUGGCGAGCCUUCUGCUGUCAGAGCCCGCCGAUCAAGGCCGAACACGUGCCGCAUCACUUACUUCGCUUCUGCCCAACUGCCGGCCUCUAAAGAUGUCGAAAGCACUCGAAGAAAAAAACCCGCGCGGCAUCCCGCGCGCCCCAUUCAUCGCCGAUGUUGAACAGCACAUCGGUGGCCCCGAUGGCGAGGUCGAGGGCCCACUCAAAUCCUUCCAAGAUGCCCUUGCCAAGUACCGAUUCAUGGACGGCAACCUGACACAACGCAAAGCCGGACUGGAGGAGAAGAUCCCUGAUAUCAAGAAAACACUGCUGAUGGUGAAGUAUCUGCAUGAGCGGAGGGAAGGAAAGUCGAAAGCGACCGAUGACGAAGGCGAAGACGAUCUUGACGCAGACGACGAUGAUCUCGAAGAAGGCAGUACCCAAAAGCCUUUGACGACAACUUUCGAGCUCAACGACACGCUUUUCGCGGAGGCAGAGCUGGAGGAUACUGAUACCGUCUUUCUGUGGCUAGGAGCAAACGUUAUGCUCUCAUACAAGAUACCCGACGCAAUCUCGCUGCUCCAAUCUAAACUACAAGUCGCGGAGCAAAGUCUGCAGAACACGAUAGAAGAUCUUGAGUUUCUGCGGGAGCAGAUAACAGUGAUGGAGGUGAACACGGCCCGGCUAUAUAAUUGGGAUGUGAAACGAAGACGAGAGAGGCGAGAACGUGAGCAAGCGACCGGGAAGACGAUCAAAGCAGAGGGUGGCUGA